GUGAAACCUGCUCUGUGAGGAAAACGGCGCAGAUUAAACGUACUUUGCGGCUACCUUGAGCGUUGCUUUUGCACUUUUUAAUGAACUUAUCCAGUGCGGGAAAAGUUUAACACCGGAGACCAACAACUUUAAAAGAUGAAGAGCCUCAAGUAUCGAUUAAAAAAGCACGAAGUUACCAUCACAAACACAGACUGGAACAAGUAUGAUGAUCGGCUGAUGAAGGCAGUGGAGCGUGGCGAGGUGGACAAGGUGUCUGCUGUUCUCAACAAGAAGGGCAUCAUCCCCACUAAGCUUGACGUGGAAGGACGCUCUGCGUUUCAUUUGGCUGCAACACGAGGACACGUAGAAGUCCUCAAUCUCAUCCUGGGACACAAUGUUGAUGUGACUGCGAGUGACGCCGCUGGUAAAAGUGCUCUUCAUCUAGCUUCGAGAAAUGGACACUCUCUGUGUGUGCAGAAACUCCUGCAGCACAACUGUCCAGUUGGAAAUGUGGACCUGCAAGGAAGAACGGCUCUACAUGAUGCUGUCAUGGCGGGCUGUGCCUCCAGCGUCAAACUUCUCUGUGACAGCGGGGCGGCUGUGAAUGCCACCGAUUUUGAUGGGAGGACACCUCUGAUUCUGGCAACCCAGAUGUGUCAUCCCCGUAUUUGUCAGCUGUUGCUGGAGCGAGGAGCUGACAUUACUGUCCGGGACAAACAAAACAAGACCGCGCUGAUCCUCGGCUGUGAGUUCGGCUGUAAGGAUGCAGUGGAGGUGCUGCUGAAGAGCGGCGCCGAUGUGAAGACGGUGGACGGCUUGGGUCACGACGCACAUCACUACGCUCGCUUCAACAAGGACCAGGAGCUCAUUACGAUGGUCAAAAGUUACAUCGACAAAGCCAACAGAGAUAAAGAAGCCGCAAAGAUAGAACAGUGGAAGCGACAGCAUUCAGUGGAGAGAACAGAGGCAGCUGAGAUUAACAGAAGGGACCAGAUCAUACAUGAUCUGGAAAGGCAGAAUGAGACUCUGCAGGAAGGCCUCAGGAAGUACCACCAGGAGCAGAAAGCUCUCUUAGAUAAAGUCAACAUGCUCCAGCAACAGCUCACCCAGGAAAAAAUGGCCGCAGAAGGCUCUCAAAAAGAGAAGGAACAGUUGAAGAUGUUACUCAGCACCAAAGAAAAAGAUGAAGGCGCUCGAGGGCAGGAGACUGUCAAGGUCCAGCUCCGGAGUACUUUGGGGGAGUACUCUGGUCAGUCGGUUAUCAAAGGUAAAGAAAAUGUUUUUGUCAAAGGUCACAGCCUGGAUUCUGAUCAGAUGCUCAGAAAUCCUCCCCUCUCACGUUCACUGUCCCGACCGCUGGAGAAGGGUCUUCCUGGUGAGCUGGAUGCACUCCGAAAUGAACUCGAGGCAGUCAAGAAAAGACAGCAGGCAGCUGAGGAGGAGACGACACGGCUUCAGUCUGCACUGAGCCGUAAAACCAGAGAGUGCCAGGAGCUGCUUCAGAGCCGAGACACCAUCCAGAAACAGGCUGACCAGCAGAUUCAAGAGCUCGAGGACGCCUUGGGAGACGUCCAGAAACGGAUGCUGGACUCUGAGUGCAAGGUCAAACAGCUGCAAGCCCACGUAGUUGCUGUCAAAGAACAUUUAGGAGGCCAAGCGACAGAAGAACUGCGCACUCAGCUCCAGGACGUCAAGGCCAAGUAUGAAGGUGCUUCGGCCGAAGUGGGCCGCGUUCGCAACCGCCUCAAACAGAGUGAGAAGGCCUUGGAGGAGUACAAGAGCAGCGAGAGCCAAUUAGCAGCUGAGACAGAGAGGCUGAACCAUGAUGUCCAAAAUCUGACUGCAGAGCGAGACGAACUGAGAGAAACCCUUUUAGAAAUGGAAACCCAGCUGAAAGAGGCCCAGACUAAACAUGGCAACACCGUACCGGCUGAGAAGUUCGACAACAUGAAAAACCUGCUCACUAAUGCAGUUGACGAGAAGGAACGGCAGCUCGCCGAGCUGAGGGAAGACUACGAUCGGGUGCUGGAGGAGGUGGCGGAGCUCCAUCGAAAGCUAGACAGCCCCUCCUCACAGGGAGGCUCGAGGCCGUUGUCUCCUGAGGAGCAGCAGGUCUGGGCAGCACUGGAAGAUGAGAACGCUACCCUGAAAAAGACAUUGGUGGAGGUGACUGCAAAAAGCCAGGCUCUGAUUCAUGAGGUUGAGAAGAGUGAGGAUGAAAAAGAUAUGCUACAAGAGCAGCUGGAUGAGCUUAACAGCAGGAUUGAGGUGGACUUUAUACCGAUACGGAACCACGAGGAAGUUCGGAGGAACAUGGUAACGGCUCUGGAGGAUCUCGAGGACAAACUGGUGGAAGCCGGCGAACGUUGCGGAAGAGCAGAGGCACAAGUCCAACAGCUUCAGACCGAGAGGGCCGCGUUGCAGAAGAAUAUCAGCAGCCUCAGCAGCACGAGUGAGAAACAACAAAGUGAGAUGGACACUAUGAAGUGUCAGAAUGCCGACCUGAUAAAGAAAGUUGAGCUUUUGCAGAAGAGAUGUGAAGACAGAGAUAAAGAGUGUGUGCAGCUGACCACACAGAGUCAGACUCUCAAAGAGAGCUUGGAGGGACAGUAUGUUCCCAGACAGCAGCACGAGCAAGUGAAAAUGGAGUUAAGUUCCACCUUAGAGAGCGUUAAAGCUGAGAUGUUAAAGUUGGAGACCAGGGAAAAAGAAAGUGGGGAAGAGUUGAAGAAUGUGAAAGAAGGAAACGAAAAGUUAAAAGAAAAGUUAGAAAAAGUUCUGCUGGAGGUGAAAAACGACUAUAUCAGUGUAAAAGACCACAGAGCUAUCACAGACAAGCUGAAUGCUGCUGUGGUCGAGGCAGAGAAUAGAGCGAAUGAGGCGUCUGCAAUGCAUGCGUUGGCUCAGGAUGAAACAGUUAAGCUUACUCACGAACUGGAGGCUCAGAAGAAAGAGCUUGAUACCAUACAGGAGGCUAUUCAGUCUAAGUUUGUGCCUCUGACAACAGCUGAGGAGAAGGAAACCUCUUACAGCACCCAGGUUAAAGAGUUGACAGCAAAACUGUUGGAAAUGGAAGAGAAGUAUGACAAAGAAAAGACUGCGAGAGAGGGCAACAGACAGGAGGAAAAGAAACUGAAAGUUGAGGUGGAAUCUGUUCAGAGGAGACUAAACGUCGCUCUGGUUUCCAGUGAAAAGCACAAAGAAAAUGAGGAGGAGUUCAAGGCUAAAUGUGAAGAACUGACCCAGAAGUUGGUCAACUUAGAGCAGCAGCUCGACGAGGUAACACUUCAGAAAGCUGAACUUCAAGAGCAGAAUGCCCUGUGCAACGCUCAAAUUCAAAACCUACAGGAGCGUCUGAAGUCAGAGCUGACACGCAUAUCGACAUACGACACCGAGCUCAAAGCCCUCAAUGAUGCCUUACAGCAAGCGCAGGCUGAUUGCAAGAAAGCAAGAGAGGCGCAGCAGGCGGAGGCCCAGAAGGCGUGUGCCUUUCAGAAAGAAGUGCAGGAACUCCACCGGGAGCAGGAGUCUCUGCUGCAGCAGCAUGCCGAGGCUAAGGAAGCCCUGGAGGCUGAAGUGGCUAAGCUACACCUGGCUCUCCGCGAAGAGGAGGAAAACAACGCCCAGAGGGCGGAAGAUGUAUCUGCCCUGCAGUCAGAGCUCCUUCAGGCUACUCAGGCUCUCGAAGAGAUCCGCUGUAAGGAAGACCAAAUGAACGAGCUGAAGAAGGAGAAACAGCAGCUGGAGGAGGAGGCUGCCAGCCUGAAUAACAAGCUGCUGAGCUUGGUAGAAGAGCGUGAAAAGGUCCAUCAGGAGGCAACAAAAGCAAGAGAGGGCGAGAGCAGGGCGAGGACGGAGAUGGAGGCAGUCCAGGAGAAGGGGCGCGCCAUCGAAAGGGAGAUCAGAGAGCUCAAAGAGAGAUACGAUGAGUCCCUCACCACCAUCUGUGACCUGCAGAAGAGGAUUCAAACAUCAGCUGAGCAGACCGAAGCCAAAGACAAGAAGAUCACAGAGUUGCUUACAGACGUUGAGCGAUUAAAGCAGGCGCUGAAUGGUCUGUCCCAGCUGGCAUACACAAGCAACACACCCAAUAAGAGGCAGACGCAGCACAUCGACACACUCCAAGCUCAGAUCAAGAGCCUACAGCAGCAGCUGGCUGAUGCUGAGAGGCAACACAGAGAGGUGGUUUCAAUUUAUCGAACACAUCUGCUCAGCGCAGCCCAGGGCCACAUGGAUGAGGACGUCCAGGCCGCCUUGCUGCAGAUCAUCCGCAUGAGACAGGAGUUUGUGUGUUAAAGCUUCAAAACCCUGCUGCUACCUGCUGACUCAGAUUCACUGUUUUCAUAUCCCCUGCUGUAAAGUGUUCCUGCUGUGGCCCCUGUGGGCGCCCAGUGUGUGUCUGCUGACAAAUCUCUGCUGAAAGGCUGUUAGAAAACACAUUUUGCUGCAUUUAAAGUCUAAGAAGUCUCCAGGCUGUAGAUACAGACGAACACCAGCAGCGUUUUUUUUUAGAUACACAGAAAACAAAAACUCAGCAGUUAAAGCCAAAUGUAAUCAACUACCUGUAUGCAGAAACACUUUGCAGUUGCUGGUACACAGUAUGUAAAGACAACAAACUGUUUCAUACAUUAUUUUUCGCAUCUUUUCUAAUGAUGGUGAAGAUCUGUGGAUUUUAUGCAACUUUAACACAUUAUAUUCAGUGAUGUGAAGGUUAUUUGAAAAUGUGCAUCCCUUUCUUGGAUUACUCCUGAAACACUCAGCUAACUGUAAACUGGACAAACAGACCACUUUUCACAUUCCCGCCUGACUGUCAGCGCUCGUGCAGAAUGCUUCCAUGUUUAACACCGACGUUUGCUGGAGUUUUAAAGGGAGGGGUUCACAGUUUCCAGCUCAGAAGCCCAGAGUUACUGGCUGCUGUAAUCAUUGUUUUCUUUGAUACAUUUUCAGCUGCUGAUUUACACACACACAUGCAAAUGAAGCAAAAACACAAUAGCAACAGUAGCAAUAUCAGAAAGGCACUCACGAGUCGCCUAUCUGUACCCAGCCAGUGUACAGAGUGGCAAAUCGUGCAUGUGUGUUAUCAGCCUGUCCUAAAACUAAAUGACUAUUUCUUGUAGUGUGCUAGCUCCUGUAGGCAGACCUUUUUGUUUUACAUAGAGGGAGUCUGAAAACUCUUUCAUGGUUUGCUUCAGCUUGCAGGUGACAACGCAGAUGUUGAGAUGAGCCAUCAGCUUUUUUUCUUGUUCUUGCUAAGUACUGAAUAGUUGUGAUAAAAGUGAUAAUACUUUUAGUACUUGGUGUUAAGUUUAACAAAUGCAGUAUGAGAUCCAGCUGAAUGAUUAGUAUUUACUUUGGGGCAAAGGCUCCCUUUGCCUGCCUGUUUCCUUGCAGAGCUGCUGGGAGUGCACGGUGACAUGGUGAAAUCACAGUAAAUUUAACUGUGGGGAAUGAAGCCUCUUAAUAUUUGCAUUAGUUUUUGACUCAAAAAAUGAUUACAGCUCCCAGUAAAUUAGUCAGUGUACAGACGGGCUGAAAAUCAGAUGAAACUACGUGAACCUGUCCUUUAACUUUCACCCGCUUUCUUUUAAGUCAGACUCAUUUUGUGGCACACUUUUUUCCUUCUCAUCUGGAGGUCCAAACUAAUCGGAUGCCAAAGACCUGAAGUGGAUCCAAAUCUAAAGCCCUCUUGCCGCGCUUGUAGACAGUUGUAUGAGGUAUAUUUGGGUGAGUGCUCAGUUAUCUCAGAGUCCAGUUACACGAAUCUGUGCACUGGUCACGCAGGAUUCGAAUCACGGGGGUGUGAAGCGGCGAUUUCUUGCUGUGUCCUACAGUUUGCAGUGGCACGUCGUCUUUUUCUUUAAACCAGAGUGUCCUCUAGUGGUGAAACUUGGCAGGCCAAGUUGGUAGAAAAUGUAAUAAUCACUGCAGACCAGGGGUAGGCAGUUGCUGCUUUUGGAAGCUGUUACAGCUGCAUGCCUUUACUGAACACUAGUGGCAUUUAUUAGAAAUCUGAGAAAUGCUAAAAAUGUGCAUAAGAAACUAAAGUGAUAAAGCUUCAUCUGCUAAUAUCUGCUGCUGUGCGUUACUGCUUUUUAAACCAAACCUCUUUUUAAAAACCGUUAAAACUCGACUUUAUAGAGCAGCUGAUUCACGCAGCUAUCCCAGAGCAGCAGUCGCGUACCCCUGAGCCGGCUCUUUGUGGCUCCUGAUGGUGUAGUGUGGUGGUGUUGUGAUUGUUGAGCGAGUCUCUUGUGCCUUUACACUGAUAUAUUUUUCAUAGCUUUGUACUUCUUUAAUUACUUUACUACAGUGUGACAUUAUUCAGCAGGUCUGGAAGUAGAACGGCACAAAACACGUUCAGGUUUUACUGUAGGAUACUAAUUUGAUAAGAACAACCCCUGAACGAUUACUCAUCUGAAACACUCCUCUUUAACCUUCCAGCUAAUACGCUUUGUUUUUAUAUUUAGGACACACACAAAAAAAGCUGUUUACACCCAUCAAACCUUUCCUCUGUUUUGUUCUGCAGAUUUUUAUUUUUUUUUUAAUGGUUAACACAAACUUUUUGGAUAUUUCUUUUUCUUUUCCCUCUACCAUUUAAAGGCUAAAGUAUGAAUCCAUUUGAAUCUUUAAAUGUUACUGUUUAACCAGUCUGUUUAACUGGGCGAAGGCUCUUGGCAAGAAUAGUUGUAUUUGUGAAUCAGUCAUACAAAAUCAAUAAAAGUGCCUA
This is a messenger RNA of Pelmatolapia mariae (spotted tilapia), 6706 nucleotides long. RefSeq names its product uveal autoantigen with coiled-coil domains and ankyrin repeats b (gene uacab). The transcript has 19 exons. Gene Ontology annotation, molecular function: protein binding. NCBI's taxonomy places the organism in Eukaryota, Metazoa, Chordata, Actinopteri, Cichliformes, Cichlidae. The coding region runs from base 136 to 4275 and encodes 1379 amino acids. The record is from RefSeq and is a predicted model, not a curated record.